UUCCUAGAAUGAACAACACAGUGAUUUACAACUUUUACUUCCUGGGCACGAGUUUCCUGGAAUAGUCCUGUUAUGUUGAAGAGGAUGGGAUGCAAAGACUUAUUAAUGUCGAAGGGGAGCCCUCCCAGCCUUCCAACAGCAGCCGGCCCCCAUGCCAGAAUGGGAGUGAUGCCGAGGCCAACACUGCUGCAAACCUCACCUUCUCCUCCUACUACCAGCACUCCUCCCUGGUGGCUGCCGUGUUCAUUGUGGCCUACGUGCUCAUCUUCCUCCUCUGCAUGGUGGGCAACACCCUGGUCUGCUUCAUUGUGCUCAAGAACCGGCACAUGUGCACCGUCACCAACAUGUUUAUCCUCAACCUGGCCGUCAGCGACCUGCUGGUGGGCAUUUUCUGCAUGCCCACCACCCUUGUGGACAACCUCAUCACUGGGUGGCCCUUCGACAACGCCACAUGCAAGAUGAGCGGCUUGGUGCAGGGCAUGUCCGUGUCAGCUUCUGUUUUCACACUGGUGGCCAUUGCCGUGGAAAGGUUCCGCUGCAUCGUGCACCCUUUCCGCGAGAAGCUGACCCUGCGGAAGGCGCUGGUCACCAUUGCGGUCAUCUGGGCCCUGGCCCUGUUCAUCAUGUGCCCCUCGGCCGUCACGCUGACCGUCACGCGCGAGGAGCACCACUUCAUGGUGGACGCCCGCAACCGCUCUUACCCGCUCUACUCGUGCUGGGAGGCCUGGCCCGAGAAGGGCAUGCGCAGGGUCUACACGGCCGUGCUCUUCUCGCACAUCUACCUGGCGCCGCUGGCGCUGAUCGUGGUCAUGUACGCGCGCAUCGCCCGCAAGCUGUGCAAGGCCCCGGGGCCCGCGCGCGCCGGCGAGGAGGCAGCCGGGGAGGGCGGCCGCGGCGCCCGGCGCAGGGCCCGGGUGGUGCACAUGCUGGUCAUGGUGGCGCUGUUCUUCACGCUGUCCUGGCUGCCUCUCUGGGCCCUGCUGCUGCUCAUCGACUACGGGCAGCUGAGCGAGCCGCAGCUGCACCUGGUCACCGUCUACGCCUUCCCCUUAGCCCACUGGCUGGCCUUCUUCAACAGCAGCGCCAACCCCAUCAUCUACGGCUACUUCAACGAGAACUUCCGCCGCGGCUUCCAGGCCGCCUUCCGCGCCCAGCUCUGCCCGCCGCCGUGGGGGAGCCACCGGGAGGCUCCCAGCGGGCUCCUGCGCACGCGGGUCUUCGUGGAGGUGCAGCCCAGCGACUCGGGCCUAACCUCCAAGUCGGGCUCGAGCAGCGGGGCCCCCAGGCCCGGCCGCCUCCAGCUGCACAGUGGCCACGUGGCCCCCCCUGGCUUGGCCGCCGAGGGUCCCGGCUUUUCCCAUACACCCCUCACCAUACCAGCCUGGGGCGUUUGAGUGGGACAUGGAGGGCCGGCCCCUGAACCCGAGGGCCCCGGCUGGACACGUGACACCCAGGCAUGCUAGCGGCCUGGUGUGGUGUUAGCAGAGGGUACCAUGUGCCUCCCUCUCAAAUACAAGGCAGUGAGCAGUUAGUUGCUAGUGGAAUCUUCUCUGCCACCUCCCCCCUCAAACAGAGGCAAAGGAGGGUAAGGGGAGAGGAGCCUUAUUCCCCGAAAACCCUUCUGUGUGGUAGAAGCCACCGGCAUCAUCUCACUGAAUUCUCAAAACGCUUUCAGAAUAGGGGUUUUUCAUCCCCCUUCUGAAGACGUGAAACUGAGGCUAGAAGAGAUGCGGCUAGCCCAGUCUCAGCUGGAAACCCUACAGGAGUCUGUGUGCCUCCAGUGCCUGAUGGUUUUGACCAUCUCCAGCUGUCUCCAGAAGGACCCCCGGAAGGUGAACACAGUGAAAAGUGUAAAUCCUAAUUAGGCAGCUGGGAAAAAGUGAAAAGCAAGGCUGGCCUGUCCAUCGGAUGCUUGGUGUCCACGUCCUGGUGUCCUGUAUGUAUGAUUGAAGCCACUCCCCUGAUCCCUUCCCAGAACAUAGUGUGUUCUGUGUAGGUUUGUCUUGUUUGUUCCAGGAAGUGUCCAGGGCCAUUCUCUUCUCCCCAAAGUACCAUUUACAGGACGUCAUGUAUGAGCAGCUGCGGAACUAGCCCUGGGGAGGCUGCAUCAGUUUCAGGCACUCUGGGUCUGAACCCAGAGAAGGGUGGGUCUCUGUCCUCCCUCCUCUACUCAUAGGGCCCACCACCAUCACGGCGGCCCAGGUGAGAGCUCACAGUGCGACAGGCAGCUGCAAGGCCACAAGAAGCAUCAGUUUAUUUAUUCAUGGACAGGAGGAAGGUAGGGCAUAGCACCCAGUUUCAGCCUUCCGAAACACAUCUGCUCACUGGAGCUGCAAGUAUAAGCCUUCCCCAAGGCCUCUUUCCCUGCUCCUUCCAGGGGACUGCAGGGGAGAAGUUGGCCAACCAAAGCUAUGGUGUCUUCUGGGGCCUCUGGGAUGACAAACACUAAACCUCUCCCUGUCAUGGAUAACUUGUGUGCCCUAAAAAGGGAUGGGGACCAUCCCUUGUUUGCUCUGGCUCUCACCCAGCAUAUCUGCAUCACCUUGAAGAGAGAGGCUUCUCUCCAGGAGGUGGGAGGAAUUGGGAUCACCUUGUGAUCCUUGCACGGCUCCAGUAAUCUGCAGUUAACUGGGUAUUUCCCCCUCAUCUCUAUAGAAAACGCACUGCUGCCAGAAUUUUAGUGAAUAAAAAAGAAACAUUUCCAGGGCAGAGAAUGUGACUCCGAGGCUCCAGUAGUCUCCUUAAUCGACACACAAUGACUUAAGACUUAACCCUGUUUACUCCAUUCUAAGUACUAGAUGUAGGGGCAGAAGAAAAUUCCUAAGCCACUGUACAGUGUGUUCUCCGAGCAUGUCGCCAGACAGUCUCAUCUGAUCCAUACAAAUGAGGCUGAAGGAGAUGUUGCUGUUUUACAAAGUAACUGAGGCUCAAAGGGACCAAGGUCACGAGCCACAGAGGGGCAGGGUUUGGGUUAGAAUUUGUCUUCUGGUUUCUUCCCACGCCCCUUCCUUCUUUUCAAGGAAGGUGGAUUGGGGAGGAGAGCUGGAAAUUCCCACAAAGACUUUUUGCCUGAUGGUGAACCAGAAUGCUCACAGAACCAGAAUCCCCACCCUCAAGCUCCUGGUCUGGGAAAUGAGAGUCUAUUGUAUUUACUCUUGUAAUAUCUGGCCUGAGCUGUUCUGUGUAUGCUCUCUAUGACCCAUGUACUGAGCAGGCUGCCAAGAUCCAUCAUGACCCCACCCUGGUCAAGGUGUCUGGGAGUGAUGGAUGAGGGUCUUAGGAAAGGGUGUGCCAUCCUGUCCCUCAUUAGGUAGUGCAUGUGUGGGCCCCAUUUCUGGUGCUGUAUCAGUGUUCUGUGUCACAUAGGCCAGAGGAUUCCUGGCUGCUUGCUGUAAAGAACUCUGACUCCAGGCUCUAAAAAUAGACCAGAGAAAGGGCCCUCUUAAACCCAAAUGCUUGUCCCUGUGGCAGGGGGGAAUCUGUUGGGAGACACUGUCUGGUCUCUCCUCUGGUGUGUGUUUCUCCCUUAGCAUGGUCUCCCCAACCACAAAAUCACUGCCUUUACAGCUGAGGGGAGACCAGGGCACUCACCCAAGCCAAACUUCUAUCAAGGCCCCUUUGUUUUACUUCCCCCCAAAGAUGCCAUGCUUUGAAAGAUUGGGCCUGCCAAAACAAAAAACAAAACAAAACAAACCUGCACUAGGCCAUAAUUCAUAUAUUUGCUGUUACGGUUAUUUCUUUAAAAAAAAUCUGUCAAAGGCUAUGCCUGCUGGUUCAGAUUUGAUUUGAAUCAGGCAUGACUUGAUGCUUUCAUGAGGGGUGAGGCCUUGUGGGUACCUGUGGAAUGUCUGUUUUUUUGUGUAUGUGGCAAAAUAUAUACAACAUAAAAGUUAC
Molecule: messenger RNA, 3894 nt
Organism: Delphinapterus leucas (beluga whale)
Lineage: Eukaryota; Metazoa; Chordata; Mammalia; Artiodactyla; Monodontidae
Source: RefSeq, a predicted model, not a curated record